Messenger RNA from Lindgomyces ingoldianus, 492 nucleotides. RefSeq lists its product as uncharacterized. Bases 1 to 492 code for a protein of 163 amino acids. The transcript is spliced from 8 exons. NCBI's taxonomy places the organism in Eukaryota, Fungi, Ascomycota, Dothideomycetes, Pleosporales, Lindgomycetaceae. The record is from RefSeq and is a predicted model, not a curated record.
AUGUUUCCGGCCAUCUUUUCCCCGGACAGCAUUUCUGCGAGGUUGGAGAAAGAGAACUUAUGGUGUCACUAUGUGUUUCUGUCUCACCCUGAACACGACAAAAAAUCCAAAGGCCUGGUGGUAACAGGUUACGGCGCUGGUAGAGCAAUGCUCGGUGUCGCCGAAACCUUGACGGUAAUGGUGAUUUAUGGUGGUAUCAAAGAAUCGCAAGAGCCCGAGGCCGCAGUCGUGGAGAGGUCAGACGUUGUCAAAGAGACACAGUCGCUCUACGUAGGUUUGUGGAUCGUGGUGAAAGAAUUGCCACUGUACGACUCCGCCCAAUAUUUCCUUUUAACGAGCGCUAUCACUAUUCACAAGCCGAUUGCGCCAUUCUCCCUAUCCUUCACCUUGCGAGCAAUAGGGGAGUGCGGAUGGCCCCUUGGCUCGAGCCAAUUUCAGAAUAACGAGGAAUCCUGGGAUCGCCCGAUCUUCGCAAGGCAGGGCUGCAUAUAA